Molecule: messenger RNA, 5147 nt
Organism: Varroa destructor (honeybee mite)
Lineage: Eukaryota; Metazoa; Arthropoda; Arachnida; Mesostigmata; Varroidae
Product: tubulin-specific chaperone A-like
Biological process (GO): post-chaperonin tubulin folding pathway; tubulin complex assembly
Cellular component (GO): cytosol; microtubule cytoskeleton
Molecular function (GO): beta-tubulin binding
Source: RefSeq, a predicted model, not a curated record
CAGCAGCUGAGAUCUGCUUGUCUGUAUUAGAGACAACACCAGACAGCAUCGUAGAAAAUACACAGACGGAAAAUCCCUCCAUUGGACUACUGCUCCAAAAGCAGAGAGUAUUUUGCUGUCAUAGCUGGUGCUGCCUUAACGUCUGUUGAGGCGUCGUGUACAGAUAUUACCAAAAACUUUCAGGGUAGCGUAACUGCAACGAAGUGGAUACGGUCCCGGCGUGUUAAGCAUUGACUCCUUUGACUCGGGCGGCCGCGUCUCGAACAAUUCGAGUUGUCGCGCGAUGUCUACGAAACCGGAUCCUCGUUUACGGACCAUCAAAAUCAAAAGUGGAAUUGUAAAACGAUUGUCCAAAGAGGUGGUGGCCUACGAGAAGGAAUCCGUCCGAGAAGAAGAAAGGCUCGCUAAAAUGAAGCAAGAAGGCCAAGAAGACAGCCGCAUCAAGUUACAGGAAAAAGUUAUCCAAGAAUCACGGAUGAUGAUCCCCGACUGUCGCAAACGACUUCAUGCAGCAUGGGACGAGCUCAAAGUUAUUCUCGACGCGGAGCCGGAUCUGGUGAAUAACGAGGACUUCAUAGCUGCUCGGACAAUUCUUGGUGAAGUUCAGCCGCAGGUGGCACAUUAGAAUGUCAGGUGACAUGGAUCAGUUUGAUACUCCAAUUCUGACAAAGGAAGCACAUUGGCAAAGCCUUGCACAGACGUACCAACUAUCUGUCGCCUGUUUUUGUAGUCCUAUAACGUUUUGAAAUUGAAAGUGCCUACUGCUGCUAACUGAAACAUGUUAAGGUAACAAGCCUACUAUCGAGUUCUGACAAAAAUUGCGAAAAUGUUGUAUGAGUACGUUUUUACUGCAAGUAUUUCUCACUCACAUAUGAAAAGACAAACAAGAAGAAUGAGCGCGGCUGAAUAAUAUCUGUAGCGGGCAGGCAUGUUUAGCUAUUUAUCAUUAUAUAGGUAUAAGUAAGGCGUAAUAAAUGAAUGAGUAUUAAUUUUUCAAAAGCGUGAAACUUGUUAAAACCUUUAUAAAUCAACGCUGUAGCGGUACUUGAAUCAUUGAUUUGCGUUGUUGUACAUGUAUUCCACAUGAACAAUAAGGUUGUCAAGAAUUAUUCGUACCGACAAUAACGAAUUUAAUAAUUGCUAAAUAUUCGUUUUCCUAGUAAACUUAAUUGAUUUCUGUCUUUAAACGAUGUACAUACACCUGCAUGGAAGUAUAUUUAUGAUUUCUGAUGUGGUGCCUGGCAAAAGAUCCAGUGAACGAUAGAAGUAAUGACCGCCUGUUAUAUGUAUAAUUAUAGGCGACAAAUAAAUAAAUUUUCCACAAUAAAAGCGUGCGAUGCAUUCUUGAUAACGUUCUUGUGAACGUACGAGAGAAAUAUCUCAUAGCUACAUACGAAUUAUGUUAGAUAAUAUGCUCAUUUGUUUCUCAGUCAAGGCACAUUUCGGUCGUCAUUGCAAAUAGGGUCCUAUAUAACAGUGCUUAUCGAUUCAUAAGGCAUUCAGAAAAUCACUUAUAUUGCUCACAAACACUGCUAAUAAUCAAGAAAAAAUUCAUAUGCCAGGAUUGCAUAUAUGGAGUUAUUAUCAUUACUCGAAGAAACACGACUUCGUUCGUGGUAUUUCGUUUUUACAGCCUCGACAUAGAAUGACGCCAGGCAUUGUUAUCUAACAACUUGCGCUUUAAGUAAAACACUUGUCAGAGCAAAUCGGGGACUCUUCAAAGUAAGUCAGACAGGCACCUUACACACCAAGCUGAAUCAGGCAUUUUUCAACAGGUAGAAUAAACCACCGUGACCCGUUAAAAGGAAACCAGUUAUAUCCUAUUACGUUAUAAGAGCUAACACUGGAUAAGCAGGGCUUCUCCUGCAAACGUCUACAAUAAGGUUUUUUUGUGAAAAAUCAAGGUGCAACAUCUGUAGGUGUGUUGUCGAUAUGUAUACAUGUUAAGUUACGAAUCAUUAUUAAAAUAGCGUUGCAAAACUAUGUUAAAUGUAUAGGCUUUCGACAUACAAAAACACGAAUGUAACUUAGCUCAUACCAUUUCCUCACUUAUGCUGUGAGUUCAAGCUCUUCUUGCCAUAAUCGGAUACCAUUUUCGCACAUUCCUUCUAACAAAUUAAUCAGGUUAUAAAUCUGUCAUUUUGAUUUUUGACCUUAUGUACAUGUUAAAUUAUUAGAGACAAAUAUAUUUGUACAUUGGCAAACAUCGGUGAAGUCUAGUGGCCUCGCCGUUUCCCUAAUAGAUUUAUUAAUUUCUCGGGCAUAUGUAAUAGCUGGCGCAAUCCCGUUGUGUUGUUAAUAUAACACGUUUUGGACACAGCCCGACAAUGACGGCGUUUUAAUGGUUCUUCUUAAUGAGUCUUGUUGCCGAUUUCACUCAAAAUUGCCCGACUAAAUUUGAAUUCUGUCGGAUUUGCUCUAAAGACUUCGCUGAAAAGCUUCUAAUUUCAUUUGAAAGGUAUCACGUUUAAAGUGACCAUGAUAUAUCAGUCAUAGCAAACUACCUUAAUGCGAUAUUGAAAGGGUUUGUUAUGACCAAGAGUCUCCAUUCGAAGACAAAACUACUUGUUCUUAAGACUGUUGUCUUAAAUAAAAGAUGUGACUACAAACGGUUAAAGCUUGUUACUUGGAAGCAAAUAUAUUCAGAAAGCAUCAGUAAUCCAAUGUAUAUGCUUAUUGAGGCUUGUGCAUCCUGAACAUUGCAUGAAUCGCCUGCAUCAAUUCCUAGGAAAUAGAUGAAGACACUGCUUUAGCAGUGGAAAUAAUCGUUGAUGCAUAAUGAAAUAAUGUAGAAAUAAUACGUCAGCAUAAAUUUCUUGCAUACGGUUAUACACAUGAACUUAUGUCAUGCUUAAAAAGGGAUGCGAAUAACAAUGCAGUAGUUUUCGUCUCUUUUAUUUGCCGAAGCGAGUAAAAAGCUGCUGCCAUUACAUGGACUUACACGAAAGCAGUCGGUAUCUUCUACACUUACACAUAUAAUAUCAUGUCUUAUUUAUUACUAUAGGGUUAGCCCUAUGGUAUCUUUUUGCAAACGUAUUUUUUUUGUAAGAUAUUUUCAUAGAAUUUCAACUAUACAAUCUAUACCUCGACAUAGCUCUUAGAAUACAUCUGAUAUAGUUGUUCCUUAAUGUAAACCAUUUUCAAAGUUCGUGUACAGCAAUUUUAUCCUUACUAUUCUAUUUAGCAGCACAUUUAAAGAAACUUCGUAAUAUGUUAUGAAUAUUUGUACUGACAAAAUAGCAUCAAUGCAAUGGCAUUGCCCAUACUUUUUACUAAUCAUUUUUCAAAGCCUUGUUUGCAGAUAUCUAAAGUUUUCAAAAGCUUUUCAGUAUGUAAACCGUUGAUGAACCCACCCCCGGUUAUUCCAGCAAGCUUACAUAUCAACAUGAAAAAAAUUUUCAGUUUUCAUUUUCGACCUAGAAACGAAUCGUUACCGAAUUCGCGAAUCCUAUAGAGCAGAUUUUAUGAAAUUUGUUCAAUAUUUUUAAGGAUAAUCUUCACAGCAAACUCAUUUUAUGAUUACAGUGAAUAGAAGUAGAAGAAUAGUUAUAGAAGUUGUUAAAGACUUUUAAAGGCAUUUUUACUAGAAAUCAAAGUCCGUGUAAGUACUUUCGAUCAAUCAGUUGUCCUUUAAUGUUAAAGCUGUCAUCGUGUCAACUAUUAGUCAUGUAGUAGGCUCACGAAAAUAUUUUUCAGCUCUGAAAGGUUACAAAAGCAUCGCCGAAGAUAAAAUCAACCUCGAGUUUUCUGGGUUCAAAGAGGAUUGUAAUCCAAAGUAAUAUUUGGUAUAAAAAAUGUGUCUCAUAUAUAUACAUAUGUAAAAUUACUUCAUCCAAGUAUUAUGCUUGCCACUUUUUGUAAAGCCGAAAGAUCAUCUGAGUUAUUCAACGAAUUUAUAGUUACUAGCAAAUACAGCCAUUUCCCCUAAAAUUUGAUUUAUACCACGCGAUUAGCUUUCUUCAUUGUAAUCUCUGCAAUUGCACUAUCGUUAGUCAUUGAACACCUUGCUGCCGACAUGAAACUGAACAUGAAUAAAAUAGCAAACUCCAUUACGCGAAGUUCUUCUCUUACAGGCUACUCGAUUCGAUUCUAUUUUAUGUAUUGUUUGGUCAUGAUGACUGAGGUUACUGUUUUAGGUCUACUUAAAGCUACUUAUAUAAAAGCAAUUUAAAUAUUACGGAAACAAAGAAAUCUGAAUCUCCACAUUGCCCAUGCACGCCAUUGUCAGUCGCGCAGUUCUAGUCACUUAGAUUGAUUACAUAUAAGGGCCUAUUCAUGAUAACUUAUCACGGAGCAACACCUUCUACACAUGGUGGUUGUAUGGUGCUCAGAUAUAUCAAAGAUAGUUUGUUAAAGUUAGGGUGCAGUUCGUUCUAAUAUUUUUUUGCGUAGACGUGAUGUGUGGUUUAGUACGCAGAAAGGAAUCAUGAAGUAGAACAUCUUGUUUUCGUAGUCACGCCUACAUGGAUUGUUUAUACGGCUAUAAGGUUUUUAAAAAUUUAUGCCUUGGACGGUUAUUAAUUUAUGCGUGGACGACGGUUAAUCUUACACUUAGACAAUCAUAUUACAAAUAAUCGACUGCACGCUAGUGGUAGUGGAAACUGUUGUUUCUAGGAAACGGGUUCCUAGGAUAUCCGGUGAAUUGCACGCGAAUAGAUCGAGCACAUUAAACCAAGUGGAAGCCACAAGAUGAUCGUCGUUGACUCGUAAACAAAUCGAAUGGGACUAUCGACGGAAAUAGAAGCUACGCCAAGCAACACUUCUGAGUGUUUUUGAUUCCUCAUCAUUUAUUAAUGACUGUGUGGACAACCAGCUGAGCUUUCAAUUUUCAUUGUCUAACGGUCACAACUGCAGUAAGCAGUCACAUAUUGCAACCAAAAGCUUGUAUCGCCGGAGAGCUCCAUGCCUAGUGUAUGGAAUAGGCAUUGCAGUUGCGGGCCGGUGUCGUAACUGUAGUAGUCAGGUGGAACCCACAAAGAAUGUAAAUCUUGGACAUUUUUUAUUUAGCACUUAGUUAUUGUGUGUAUCUGAACAAGUCCUUAAAAUUGACUUGCCCCACUAAAGCCCUGAUCGCGGUGAAUUUUGCUCGACUUUUCAACAAACCUACGACACGGCAUGACAAGCGACUAUUAACUUAUAAUUUUCCC